Molecule: messenger RNA, 1185 nt
Organism: Pestalotiopsis fici W106-1
Lineage: Eukaryota; Fungi; Ascomycota; Sordariomycetes; Amphisphaeriales; Sporocadaceae
Exons: 3
Coding region: 1-1185 (394 amino acids)
Biological process (GO): regulation of transcription by RNA polymerase II
Molecular function (GO): DNA-binding transcription activator activity, RNA polymerase II-specific
Source: RefSeq, a predicted model, not a curated record
AUGGGGUCCAAUGUAGCCUCAGCCAAUCAGUCCGGCGAUCCUCUACUCGUGAUUCUAUAUCUCCUCCGAGGGUCUCAGGGGCUGCAAUUUCAGAAUUGUCAGCAAGAGCAGGAGGCAACUCAUCCAAGCCCAACAAUGCAUCCACCCAUCAAUGAAGCUAGGAGAUUAAUGCUGGAGGUCUCGGAUACCCUUGGCUCCUCCGAAAUCGUCUCGAGUACCCAUGCCCCGAAGAGCUAUAGCCCGCACGAUGAACACGAACGCGAGCUCGAUGAAUGGAGCGUGCGCAAUCAAAUGCAGAGCUUGCGCCUUUUGCACCAUUACUUCUCAUCAGCAUACCGCCUCCUGUCUUACGAGACUGCUACUGCUGAGUUAUGGCGAACCACGGUACCAGAGAUUGCCCUGACUCAUGAAUAUCUGAUGCAUGGCAUCCUGGCACUUUCUGCUCUUCACUAUGCUCAUACCAAUUCCACCCAGCGUGAAGACCACUUAGUCAUUUCUGCUCGCUACCAACAGCUCGCUUUGAAAUUCUUCAGCGGUAAUAUCGGCGCUGUUGAUGACGGUAAUUGCGAGGCGUAUUUUCUUCUUUCUUCUAUAAUAUUCCUGCUUUCCACUUUUCGGAUUGCCCAUUCAGGCGACAGUGGGGAGCGGCCUAGCCCUGAGACUGUGGCACAAUCCUUUGUUUUGUUGCAAGGAAUCAAAGGAGUCCUCGCCAGUCAGUCGCUGCAGAGGUGGGUAGUUGGAAACCCCCUGGCAGUACUCCUGUCACCUCGGCCUUACGAUCAAAGUAGGCACGAGCUUAAUUCGCAGCUGCAGGACCGUAUAUGUCGAGUGCGGCAGCUUGCUGAGGAGGAUUCAGGUUUCUACAAUGAUGAAGAGUUGCGCUCAAACUAUAUCGAUGCCAUUGAUUUAUUACAAAUUACCUCCACUUGGGUCGAUCCUUCGUCGUCAGAAGGCAGGCGCAGGGUGUGGUACUGGCCUUUCAACUUAUCGCAAGCAUUCCUCCACUCUCUUCGCACUCGACAGCCACUGGCUCUCAUCGUACUGUCAAUUUUUGCACAACUUGUCAGUUCUCUCGAAGCAGAAAACUGGCUACUAGAUGGUUGGAGUAACAGCGUACUUGGUAUGAUUGAUGAAACGCUAGAUCGGCAGUGGCGGCAUUGGUUGGGUUGGUCGCAAGAGCAAUAA